Molecule: messenger RNA, 1725 nt
Organism: Setaria italica (foxtail millet)
Lineage: Eukaryota; Viridiplantae; Streptophyta; Magnoliopsida; Poales; Poaceae
Product: probable polygalacturonase
Exons: 5
Coding region: 278-1615 (445 amino acids)
Biological process (GO): carbohydrate metabolic process
Molecular function (GO): polygalacturonase activity
Source: RefSeq, a predicted model, not a curated record
CGUGCCGCCACCCUGAAGCACAAACUGCGCAAAGCCAAACGGCAAGCGACCAACCAAACCAAAUCCAUGGAGGCUUGAGCUUGUCGCUCGCACGCAAAACAACAGCUGCAUUUAGCGCCGCCACACCGACGCCGCGCAUCCAUCCACCUACAAGACGGGACGCCGCAGCUUUUGCGCCUUGUACUCUCCUGCUUGUCACCUCACCUCACUUUACUCCACUUCACUGCGCUGCAGUUAACACGCUGGUGCUGCGCGCGAGCGCGCCGCGCCAGAAACGAUGCCGACGCCACCGCGGAGCCUGCUCGCGGCGGCGGUGGUGCUGAUGCUGCUCCUGCUGCUGUCGCCGGCCGGGGCGCAGGAGACGUGCUCGGGGAUCGCGCCGGCCCCGCGGCGGCGCGGGGCGUGGAUGUCCGUGGCGAGCUUCGGCGGCCGCGGGGACGGGCAGACGCUCAAUACGGCGGCGUUCGCGCGCGCUGUGGCGCGCAUCGAAAGCCGCCGCGGCGCGCGGGGCGGCACGCUGCUGUACGUGCCGCCCGGGGUGUGGCUCACGGGGCCUUUCAACCUCACCUCGCACAUGACGCUCUUCCUCGCCCGCGGAGCCGUCAUCCGCGCCACCCAGGACACGUCUAGCUGGCCGCUGGUCGACCCGUUGCCGUCGUACGGAAGAGGGCGCGAGCUGCCUGGUGGGAGAUACAUGAGCUUAAUCCACGGCAAUGGCCUCCAAGACGUCUUCAUCACAGGUGAGAAUGGCACCAUUGAUGGGCAAGGCAGCGUGUGGUGGGAUAUGUGGAAGAAGCGCACGCUGCCCUUCACAAGGCCGCACCUGCUGGAGCUCAUGUACUCCACCGAUGUGAUCGUCUCCAAUGUCGUCUUCCAGGAUUCGCCGUUCUGGAACAUCCACCCGGUUUACUGCAGCAAUGUAGUAAUAGCAAACGUGACUGUGUUGGCACCGCACGACUCCCCAAACACUGAUGGAAUCGAUCUAGAUUCAUGCAACAAUGUCUGCAUCGAGGACUCCUAUAUUUCUGCAGGAGAUGACUUGAUUUCCAUCAAGAGUGGCUGGGAUGAGUAUGGCAUUGCUUUUGGUCGUCCAAGCUCUGGCAUCACCAUCCGGAGGAUAACAGGGUCCGGCCCCUUCGCUGGCUUUGCAGUUGGAAGCGAAACCUCUGGGGGCGUGGAGAACGUCCUUGUUGAGCACCUGAAUUUGUUCAGCAUGGGCGUUGGGAUCCAUAUCAAGACCAACUCAGGAAGGGGAGGAUUCAUCCGGAACAUCACCGUCUCUGAAGUGACCCUGAAUGGAGCUCGAUACGGUUUGAGGAUUGCUGGUGACGUUGGUGGCCACCCUGAUACAUCCUACAACCCGAAUGUGCUUCCUGUUGUCCACAGUGUGACGAUUAAGAAUGUUUGGGGUCAGAACAUACGGCAAGCUGGGCUGAUAAGGGGCAUCAGGAACUCAGUUUUCAGUCGCAUAUGCCUCUCAAAUGUAAAGCUCUAUGGCAGUGCAUCUAUCGGGCCAUGGAAAUGCCGAGAUGUCAGUGGUGGUGCACUUGAUGUGCAACCAUCGCCAUGUACAGAGCUAGCUAGUACAUCUGAGACAGGUUUCUGUACAACUUAGAUCAGCUUCUCCCAAGUGAAUGUUGUUACUCUCAGUUCCGCCGCUUAGGCAUAUAAAUUUUCCUGACAAAUAGCAAUAAAGAUGUCAGCAUUGCUCUUUUUUGUUUGGUA